Messenger RNA from Astyanax mexicanus (Mexican tetra), 2510 nucleotides. RefSeq names its product cytochrome P450 2J2-like. Gene Ontology annotation, molecular function: heme binding; iron ion binding; oxidoreductase activity, acting on paired donors, with incorporation or reduction of molecular oxygen, reduced flavin or flavoprotein as one donor, and incorporation of one atom of oxygen. The transcript is spliced from 9 exons. NCBI's taxonomy places the organism in Eukaryota, Metazoa, Chordata, Actinopteri, Characiformes, Acestrorhamphidae. Gene Ontology annotation, biological process: xenobiotic metabolic process. Gene Ontology annotation, cellular component: cytoplasm; intracellular membrane-bounded organelle. The coding region runs from base 88 to 1587 and encodes 499 amino acids. The record is from RefSeq and is a predicted model, not a curated record.
GUCUCCUGUAUACAGUAGUGUAGGCAGGAACAGGUCAGAUACAGGCUGAGCUGACUCUGCUCCUCACUCUGACCCGUUCUGUGUGUGAUGGCGGUGACUCCGCUGUUCCAGCUGCUGCAGUGGGUGGAUGUGACGAGCGCUGUGUUGUUCUCCUGUGUGUUUCUGCUGCUGGUGGAGUAUCUGUGGAAUAAAGCCCCGAGGAACUUCCCCCCCGGACCCCCCACUCUACCCUUCAUAGGAAACAUCCACAGGUUCAGUAUCGGCAAGUUUCACAUUCAGCUGGGAGAGUGUGCUGAAAAAUAUGGAAACAUUUUCAACAUUCAGAUUUUUGGACCAAGGCUUGUUGUGCUGAAUGGAUAUAAGUUAGUGAAAAAGGUGUAUGUUGACCAAGGGAAUGACUAUGCUGAUCGCCCAAAUGUCCCUAUGCUUCGAGACACUGUUGGUGAUAAAGGAGUUGUUGCCUCCAAUGGAUAUGCAUGGAAACAGCAGAGGAGGUUUGCACUCUCAACUCUUCGAAAUUUUGGACUUGGAAAAAAAAGUCUGGAGUCCUCCAUUCACCUUGAAUGUCGUUAUUUGGCUGAAGCCAUAUCAAAUGAACAAGGCAAACCAUAUGACCCCCGGCUUCUGCUGAACUGUGCUGUCUCCAAUGUGAUCUGUGUCCUGGUGUUUGGAGAAAGGUUUGAGUACAGUGACAGCGAGUUCCAAAUCUUGUUGAACACAAUCAACCAACUUGUGCUUCUUGAAGGAAGUGUUCUGGGACAUUUAUACAACACGUUCCCAAGACUAAUGCGCAUAGCUCCUGGACCUCACCAGAAAAUAUUUACCUUGUGGGACAGAAUGGUAAAGUUUUCCCAUCGUAAAAUAGCAGAGCACAAAGUGGACUGUGACCCCGCAAACCCACGUGACUACAUUGACUGUUUCCUCAUCGAAAUGGAAAAGUGGAAAGAUGACAAGGCUGCUGGUUUCGAUAUUGAGAACUUGUGCUUUUGCACACUGGAUCUUUUUUUUGCUGGGACUGAGACCACAGCCACCACUUUGACCUGGGGUCUGCUGUACAUGAUCAAAUAUCCUGAGAUACAGGCCAAAGUUCAAGCUGAGAUUGACCAGGUGGUGGGUUCUGCACGACAGCCCUCUGUGACAGACAGAGACAACCUUCCCUACACCAAUGCUGUUAUUCACGAAAUCCAGAGGAUGGGAAACAUUCUUCCACUCAACGUGGUCCGGGCUGCCACAAAGGACACACAGAUAGAAGAAUACUCCAUCCCAAAAGGGACGAUGGUGGCUGGCAAUUUGACAUCGGUUCUGUUUGACAAAACAGAGUGGGAGACACCUGACUCUUUUAAUCCAGGUCACUUCUUGGAUUCCAAUGGAAAUUUCAGGAAGAGAGAGGCUUUCAUGCCGUUUUCUGCAGGUAAGAGAGUGUGUCUUGGGGAGCAGCUGGCUCGUAUGGAACUGUUCCUGUUCUUUAGUUCUCUGCUUCAGCGCUUCACUUUCAAACCACCAGAGGGUGUGGAGCCCAGCCUGGACUACAUAUUGGGAGCCACACACAGCCCUAAACCAUACAAGCUGUGUGCUGUGCCACGCUAAGGAGGUAUACAUACAGUGCUGUAAAAAACGAUUAUCUUCUCUUCAUGUUUGAGACUAAAUGGUUUCAUACCCUCAUACUAUUGAAAUAUACGAAAAAGACAAACUAAAUGAAACAGUAAUUAUUUCAUUUAUUGCGGGUAAAGAUGUUUUGCCACAUAUCAUUUAUAUGUUAUAUGUGUUGCAGCAGAUGUAAUGAGACCUCUUGUCUUUAAAAAAGUCCCACGUUCUGCUUAUUGAGUCUACUUUUACAAUUUUGGAAAGUUUCUAUUUAAUUGAUCCUGAUUAGCAACUGCGUUUGCCUUAUUAGUUCUUUGAGUAACAUACCAAUUAAAGCUGGAUGGUUUUGACAAACAUACAAGAUGUUUUAAAUGAUAGUUUCAUUUAUUAAAUAAAUCACCAAAAAAAAACAAUCUAGCUCUGUAUGAAAAAGUCUUUGCCCCCAAAACCUAAUAACUCGGUUGUGCCAACAGAAAUCAAGCUUUACCAAUUACUGACUAAGAGUCUUUCACAUCUCUGUGGAGAAAUUUUGUUCUACUCGUCUUUACAGAAUAGUUUCAAUUCAGACACACUGGAGGGUGUUCGAGCAUAAAGGGCCUGUUCAUGAUCAUCACAGCAUCUCAAUCAGUCUUUGACUAGGCCACUCCAAAACCUUCAUUCAGAUAAUCAAUUGUUUGUGUGUUUUGGAUCAUUGUCCUGCUGCAGAACCCAAGUAUGCUUGAGCUUGAGUUCAUGAACAGAUUGCUGGAUAUUCUCCUUCAGGAUUGUCUGGUAAACAGCAAAAUUCCUGGUUCCAUCAAUUACAGAAAGUUCUCCAGGCCCAGAACCAGCAAAGCAGCCCCAGACCAUCACACUACCACCACCAUGUUUUACAUUCAGUAUGAUGGGCUUUUUUUUCCCAGAAAUUAUGUGUUAUUUUUUUUUUU